AUGAUACUUAGGAGAACGCUGAAAGUAUCUGAGGUAACCGAUGAUAAACUAAUUCUAGUGCAUGUUGUCCAUAGGAUCGAAUUGAACCGUGUUAACGGAACGAACAUACAAUUGAGAACUGUUGAUUUAUUGGAGAAGGCUGUCAAUGCCUAUUUAUAUUUGCUUGAACGUCAGAUAAGGAGUAGAGCAGAUGUUGAACAAAUGGCUGCCCGAAAAACAAUGCGAAAUCAAUCGGAUCAGAGAAGGAAAUCUGGAAAACAUGAAAAUGGUUCAACACCAGAAUCGAGCAAACGCCGACGAAUCCGACCAACAGGUCUUAAUUUUGAUGACUGA
Cercopithifilaria johnstoni is the source of this 333-nucleotide messenger RNA. Lineage: Eukaryota; Metazoa; Nematoda; Chromadorea; Rhabditida; Onchocercidae. The record is from the annotation of a GenBank genome assembly.